This is a messenger RNA of Strongylus vulgaris, 633 nucleotides long. NCBI's taxonomy places the organism in Eukaryota, Metazoa, Nematoda, Chromadorea, Rhabditida, Strongylidae. The record is from the annotation of a GenBank genome assembly.
AUGAAAAAAGAUCUGCUAGGAUACACUAGAAGAAUUAAGGCUUCCAAUGAGAAGUUCUUACUACCUCCGGUUCGACCUUCAGACGCCAAUAAAAAGUGCCUUAUCAUCGACCUCGAUGAGACGCUGGUCCAUUCCUCCUUUAAACCGGUGAAAAAUCCGGACUUUGUGAUUCCGGUAGAGAUCGACGGUAUCGUGCAUCAGGUGUAUGUUUUGAAGCGGCCAUAUGUAGACGAAUUCCUUGCCAGGAUCGGGGAUCGCUACGAAUGUGUGCUGUUCACGGCUAGUUUGGCCAAGUACGCCGAUCCGGUCGCCGACCUACUCGACAAGCGUGGUGUAUUCCGAUCUCGAUUGUUUAGGGAGGCUUGUGUGUAUCACAAAGGAAAUUAUGUGAAGGACCUUGCUAGACUUGGUAGAGAUCUGACAAAAGUCUUGAUUAUCGAUAAUUCACCUGCCAGUUACGCGUUUCAUCCAGAAAAUGCGAUUCCCGUUCCAACGUGGUGGGACGAUCCAUCCGACGUUGAAUUGUUAGACAUUCUGCCACUAUUGGAACGGCUUGAGAAGGCUGAGUCAAUAUACGAAGUGCUGAAACACGAUGAUGCGCUGUCAGAACCGUUGUUGGAGCGAACGCAAUGA